Colias croceus (clouded yellow) is the source of this 946-nucleotide messenger RNA. RefSeq names its product 28S ribosomal protein S15, mitochondrial (gene bonsai). The record is from RefSeq and is a predicted model, not a curated record. Gene Ontology annotation, cellular component: ribosome. NCBI's taxonomy places the organism in Eukaryota, Metazoa, Arthropoda, Insecta, Lepidoptera, Pieridae. Gene Ontology annotation, biological process: translation. The transcript has 5 exons. The coding region runs from base 82 to 903 and encodes 273 amino acids. Gene Ontology annotation, molecular function: structural constituent of ribosome.
UGGUCGUAACCUGAAUGAUUAUUUUGAUUAAAUCUUUAUUAGAAAAUUAAGUUCUAUUUAUUAACAUAACUUAUUGGAACAAUGUUAAAACGCUUAACAUCAUUGGUCAUUCAACAGCGAGGAAUAAAGCAGCAAGUUAAUGUGAAAUGGGUACGACCAGAGUAUGUACCAUCAUACAAACCUGAAAAAUCUGGGGAUUUAGAAGCCCUUCCUACUAAUGUAGGAUCGUCAUGUGGUAUUGAUUAUGCUGUAUGCGAAGAAAUUAAAGAUGCUCCGGAAGCUGUAAAAAAGAUAUUUUCCAUUGCACAUCUUGGCCGGAAGGAGUAUAAAGAGUUUAUGAAGAAAGAUCUUAUAGAUAGGGUCAGAAGACAUAAAUAUGAUGAAUUCACAACUGAAACGAGAAUUGCUAGAAUGACUGGUCACAUCAGAUGUUUACAAGAGACUAUGGAAGAACAUCCUCGAAAUGUUAAAGUUAAGCAAACACUUCAAGAAAUGAUUGACAAACGCAAAAAGCUUCUGAAAUUUUUGAGGCAAUAUGACUACAAGAAAUUUGAAUGGCUGCUUGAAAAACUAAAUAUUGAAUAUAAGGGACAUCCUGAAUCGUUCAAUAAGUUGUCUCGCAAAGAAUCAAUCAGAAAAUUAACUGAAAUGCAUUGUGAUGAAAUUCGAAACAGCAAGCUUUCCGACUACAGAAAUCUACUUGAAAGUCAGCAAGGUCCUUUCUUACAAGAGAAAUUAAAUGCUCUUAAAUUCAUUAGAAGUGAACAAAUUGAAUUACAACUACCAGUGACUGUUACGGAACAAGAUAUUAGCAAAGUUCAGGCUCAAUAUGAUGAAUGGAAGAUUAAAGACGAACAGAAACAACAGGCUAGGAAAAAGAAAAAGAAUCUUUUGUUGGAUUAAAUUACAUUGUGUUAUUUAGUGUAAUAAAGAGUUUUAACAUGUA